AAAUGAGUCAAAGUUUCACUUAUGUAACUAUACAACUUAGCAAUAACAACAACGACAAAGAACAACAAUAACAACAAUCAGGAUUAUGGCCCUUAACCAAAAUAUUAACAGAAACAGUUCGUCCUAAAGUCUGAUAUAUUAUUUUUUUUUAUGCUGGAAGAAAGAAGCAAACAAACAUGAAUUAUACCUCCCCCCUCAAUGACACAGGCAACUCAAUUAAUUUUAUGCAUUUGUAGGCAGCUGCUGAAAUCCAUUCUGGGGCCAAACAGCCAAUAAAGUAAUUCGUUAAAUGCACAUGCAGAAAAAGCAGUUUUGUGUCCUGGAUAAUGUGGCAUGACAGCUCUGUGGGAAAGUGAUAAGGUCCAGUAAACAAGCUUGAGAUCCAUCUUCGCCGCCAGCCAUCCUGCCAGAGAUCGAGUAUGGGGGGUCUGGACUGCAGAAGCAUGUUCUUUUUCUUGUUUUUACUCUUCAAAGCUUUUGCAUUUCUAGGUGCCGCAGAUGUUUGUUCAAAUGCAAUACUGCUAGGAUUGAAAGGAGAGCUGGGUGACAAUGGCGAUGCGGGGGAGCAGGGAAGGCUGGGAAAAGCGGGACCGACCGGGCAGCCAGGACUGCGGGGGGAACUGGGUAGCCAGGGAGACACUGGGCCAAUGGGGAAGACCGGCCCAGCCGGAGAAAGAGGGGACAAAGGCAUACGUGGCACUGAUGGACCUCCGGGACUUAAAGGAAGACCUGGCACAACCUGUGACUGCGGGCGCUACAGGAAGGUUGUUGGCCAGCUGGACGUCAACGUUGGCAAGCUGAAGAACUCUGUCAAUUUCCUGAAAAGCGUCAUUUUAGGGAUCAAGGAGACAGAUGAGAAGUUCUACCUAAUUGUCAAAGAGGGGAGGAAGUACAAAGACGCUCUGCUGAGCUGCCAGCUGCGGGGUGGCACCCUGGCCAUGCCCAAAAGUGAGGCGGCAAACGCCCUGAUCGCCAGUUACAUCAACCAAGCCGGCCUUACUCACGCGUACAUUGGGCUGCGCGCCGCGGAGUCGGAGGGCGAGCACGCGUUCACGGACAGCUCGCCGCUGCAAAACUUCACCUCCUGGAGCACGCCCGGGAGCGCGCAGAGGAACGGAACUUGCGUGGAAAUGGCGAGCACCGGAGCGUGGACGCCGGCGGACUGCGACGCCGCCAUGUACUACAUGUGCGAGUUUACCAAGAAAGGCAGGGUAGCCAGUACCGCCUUGUGACGUCUGCAUAUCUGGAGUUAUUAAAGGAUUUCCCUCGGGAUCAAUAAAAAAAACAUAUAGUAUAUAACGUAUAAAAUGUGCCCAUAAAGUAUAUCUUAUCUUAGUAGAUCUCUAGUAUAAAUAUCCUGCAUCAGCUGCAACAUUUUGCAGGCUGCUGCGCUUCAUUGAUGCGAUACUUGUUGAAAAACAUUUCAUUUAAUGUAGGUCAGUCUAGCCAAACAAGAGCACGUGUAAUUCGUAAUAAAUAUUUGUUUCGCUAGUAGCCUAAAUGUUAUAUGAUUUAAACUUACAAUAAAUACCUGAAACAA
Paramormyrops kingsleyae is the source of this 1540-nucleotide messenger RNA. RefSeq names its product collectin sub-family member 10 (C-type lectin) (gene colec10). Lineage: Eukaryota; Metazoa; Chordata; Actinopteri; Osteoglossiformes; Mormyridae. The record is from RefSeq and is a predicted model, not a curated record. Gene Ontology annotation, biological process: ossification. Gene Ontology annotation, molecular function: growth factor activity.